Vicia faba (fava bean) is the source of this 1119-nucleotide messenger RNA. NCBI's taxonomy places the organism in Eukaryota, Viridiplantae, Streptophyta, Magnoliopsida, Fabales, Fabaceae. The record is from the annotation of a GenBank genome assembly.
AUGAAGGGUUUCGAUUCUGUAACCGAUCCAAAGAAUAGGUUCUUCCUAUGGACCAUCCUUGUUCUAAUCUCUUUGGUUUGCGCUGCUUAUUUUCUUGGUAAUGCUUUAUCUGCAAAGAGAUUUACCAGAUGGGGACUAAUUUAUUCAACACCCACUACAAAAUCCAAUGCAUGCAAGACACAAUGCUAUCCUCCUUCUGGAACUCACUCCUUGCCUCGAGGAAUUGUUGCUACAACAUCUGACUUGGAAACAAGGCCCUUAUGGGCCUCUGCUCCUCCAAACAAUAGAAUUUCAACCCGCCCAUUGAAUUUGUUGGCUAUUCCAGUAGGAAUUAAACAGAAACAAGUUGUUGAUAAAAUCGUCAAAAAGUUCCCUUCAACUGAUUUUGUUGUCAUGCUUUUUCAUUAUGAUGGUUUGGUCGAUGGAUGGAAGGAUUUAGCUUGGAGUAGCCAAGCCAUACACGUCUCUGCUAUACAUCAAACUAAAUGGUGGUUUGCAAAACGAUUUUUACAUCCAGACAUUGUUGCUGACUACAAUUAUAUAUUCCUCUGGGAUGAGGACCUUCUUGUCGAUAAUUUUGACCCCAAAAGGUAUAUAUCUAUUGUUAAAGAAGAAGGGCUAGAGAUAUCACAGCCUGCACUUGACCCUAGUAAAUCAGAAAUCUAUCAUCAACUAACAGCUCGUAUAGAAGGAUCCAAAGUGCACAGAAGGUACUAUAAGUUCAACGGUAACGGAAGGUGUGACGACAGUAGCACUGCUCCUCCUUGCUUAGGGUGGGUGGAAAUGAUGGCACCGGUGUUUUCUAAAAAAUCUUGGCCAUGUGUAUGGCAUAUGAUUCAGAAUGACUUAAUCCAUGCCUGGGGAUUGGAUAAACAGUUCGGUUACUGUGCACAGGGUGAUCGAAUGAGAAACAUCGGUGUGGUGGAUGCUGAGUACAUAGUUCAUCUUGGCCUUCCCACUCUUGGGGGAUCUGAUGGCAAUGCGACUUGGGCAAAUUCCCAUAGACCUAAAGUGAGGAUGCAGUCAUACAUUGAAAUGCAGAUAUUUGGCAAGAGAUGGAAGGAUGCAGCAAACAAGGACCAAUGUUGGAUUGAUCCAUAUCGACAAGAAGCACAUUAG